This is a messenger RNA of Dreissena polymorpha, 7451 nucleotides long. RefSeq lists its product as uncharacterized. Gene Ontology annotation, cellular component: nucleus; cytoplasm. The transcript is spliced from 6 exons. Lineage: Eukaryota; Metazoa; Mollusca; Bivalvia; Myida; Dreissenidae. Gene Ontology annotation, biological process: regulation of RNA splicing. The record is from RefSeq and is a predicted model, not a curated record. Bases 330 to 3179 code for a protein of 949 amino acids. Gene Ontology annotation, molecular function: protein binding.
UCGCCUUAACGCGACAGCAAUACAGCGUCGGUCAUUUAAUUUGUUUAUGCAGAUAGUUAUGUGGCCGACUUUACGUGUGUGUUAAUACCAUGGAGUUGUAUUUUUUUAAUAUAAAAUCGGAAAAUUAAUACAACUAUCGGAAUAGACUAUUUCGAUUUUGCGCGAAGAGAAUUUUUUUAUUAUACAAUUUUAUUUAAAAGUGUUUGAGUGCCAAGUGUGAUAAAUAGUAAUAGUGAAUGCUAUAACGUGUUCUGAUAAUGAUGAAACGUUGCACCUGCUGUUUUGAUAGCCGCUAAGGAAUUAGUUCGGAUAUUUUUUGCGUCGCCAACAUGAGCGUUCGUUGGGUAUGUACUGGAAUUUUACUGAUAAGCCUCUUUGGGCGGGCGGCGGCGGCGGCGGCGAAUUGCCCGGAUGCAGGGGUGGUGGUGGUUGCGUCUGUGUUCGCCACACUGGCGGUGGUCUUCAUCGUUGCAGGAGUCGUCGGCUUCGUACUCUGGCGGCGUCGACGAGGUUCGCCAAGGCCAGAGAAGCUGAAACAUGAGACCGGAAGUAGCGCUACGGCCUCUCCUUCUGGUGGCGCUGGCGACAAGUUUGCGUAUUCAAAUGCUGCGUUCGACAAAGACCCGGAAGCCAUUGAUGGUUCGUCCGUUGAUUCACUAGACGGACCUUUGGAAAAGAAGGGUGUCGGUCACGGCCUGGGAAUGAAAACGUGGACGUCACUUCCGGCCAAUGACCUGCCGUUCGCCCGGAAGCGGAACAGCUCCGUGGGGUCACUGGACCGGAAUACACACUCAGGGGAUGAGAAUUUAGUGGAGGUCAUGCUAACAAGCCAGGAUUUCAUCGGUCUCGGCUUCAACAUCGCGGGUAGCAUGAGAGACGGGAUUUUUGUCAGUCAGGUCCACAAUCGAGGACCUGCAAAGGAGUCUGGGAAAUUUAAAGUCGGGGACCGAAUCCUGGGCGUCAACAUUUCCUUCCAGAACAUGGUAUACGAGGACGCGCUGACAAUCCUCAGUUACGCGUCACCAUAUCCGGUCAAAGUCACGCUACAAAAAGAGCCGACGUUGCCAAAGAGCCGCCGCCUGAGCGAGGUGCGCACGCAUCUGAACCACCCCCUCUACCGGAGCCAAUCAGUGGAAGCGCUGGCGACCGUUUCCAUCGAGACGUCAUCUCUCAAGAAGGAGAAACGCUGCAACAGCGUGUUUGACCGCCCAGAAUCCGCGAAGGUUAAACGCGACGCUAGGAGUUUCCUAGAUGGUGAUAUAACGGAAGAGCCGGCGAUGGCGUUUGUCGGGAAUGGAAACUCUAAUAACAAAAAGCCGGCAGCGUUGUCGCACGUUGACGCAGAUGUGCACGUGCAGCAUUCUGCGCAUCAGCAGAGACUGAACAUAGAACGCGAGGUGUCUGAUUUUACGGAAACGGAACUUCCGUCUGCCUCGCUCGAGCUGUCUAAUAUUAAACGUAAAAACGCGCCGUUUACUGUUGCAGAAACAUAUGAGCAUACUUUUCAAGAGGACUUCACUGACGGUCAAUUUUCGUCCGCGUUCGAUAACCUAACGGAGGAGGACAAGUUGGACAUGUUGAGAUUGAGCUACGCUGACCCCACUGCCAUUCCCGACUCUGCUUUUGAUACCGAUGUGACGACGGCUGAAGGCGAGCCGAAGAUUAUCCCGCAAAAACCAGAGCGGAAAAAGAAACGCAGUUCAUCAAAUAGUACUGCCUCUCAAAGCGACUUUGAAAUGGCGAGCGGUCCCUCAACGCCGAGACACGCAAUAGACGACACAAUAAUUGCCAUGGAGAUGCAUCCCCCACUGGAAUCCCCUCCGCCCCCUCCUAGCGAAACUCCGCCCCCCAUCCCGAACGCUUUACCCCCGCCGCUGUCGUUUGAAGAUGACGCGGGGGGCAAAGAUAUCGACGUGGACGAAGUUAUGGUUGCUGUAACGAAGGAGCGUUCGGUCAGUGUAAAUAGUUCGAAUAUUAACUUUGAGCCCGUUUCGGAGUUGGAUGUAUCAAAUAUUGAGAAAACGUUCAAAGAUAUAAAUUUUUCGUUAGAUGACGACGCAAAUAUUACGUUAGUCUCUGCGCGAGAUGAAACAAAAAAUCGGGACUCUGCGCUUGAUACAUGUGUAGAAGAAGAGCUUAUUUCACCUACGCAAAAACAGGUAAACCAAUUUAGCGUUCCAGGUUUUACUGAUAGUAGCCGUAUCUCUCAAAGGGAUGCGACAGAUGGCGAAAUGCAAGACAUAAAUGAGAUUACAAACAACGCGACGAGCAGUGAAUCAAAAGAUAAUGAAAUACAUUUUGAAAACAGUUUGCAAGACUUAGACAUGAACUUGGAUAUGAACUUUAACUUCGACGUCGAUUCCGUAAUAUUCAAAGAAUCAUUUCCUAAUCGCAAUGAACGUGAAUUUGAUAACGGAAUGGCGUACGAUAUAUCAGUGGCGGAGUUAGAUGCAAUGAGCAAAAAGGCAAAAGCGGAGGAGAUAAGUAAAAGCGCCAGGAAAAGUGGUUUAGGCGGAAUAGCUUUUGAAGUGCGCGAUGACAUUGUGACUGGUGAAACGCGGACAGUGAACACUAACAACAUCCACCGAACUGUUUCCUAUGAGAUUAAGUCGACGAAGACUAAAUUUCGAGAGCAGGAAAUUUCCUCGCAACGCCCUACCUCACUUAAGACUAGUACUAAUGCCCAGAGUAUUCAAGAAAUCGAAGGGGACGGUACGUUGGACUGGUCGGGAAAGAGGCUAGUUCGCGCGGGAUCCUUCACCGAUAUACCUCAGGACAAGAUCGACGAUUGGACCAACACGCAACACCUGCGCGCAGACGACGCCAUCAUCGACGCGCGCAUACAGGAAGACUCAAGGUCGCCCGUUCUGGCGAAAACUAGCUUAGACUGGUUGGACAGUCGCAACGACGAAAAGAACGAGUUCUCUGACUCCGAUUCGCAGUGCCGAUCUAUUUCAAGUUCGUCCUCAAGCGACGAGGCGAUGACCCCGAGGGUCAAGUUAGACCUUACGGCCAACGGCGAGGACGAUGGGUUGGGGAUGUCCCCUGACAAUUCCCCCGGGAAGCACAUGCCCAUCUCCGACUUGAAGUCGAAUUUUCUGUCAUCGAUGACGGGGCAGUCAGGAAUGGAACGUCUGGUGACGGUGGAGUUGAAUUCGCAAGGGGAUGAGGACUGCUGAAACGGACCGGAAGUUCAUUAUUUGUGAACCGGAAGUUCUUGCUUGUGGACCAGAAGAUUAACAAGAUUAACGGGCGUUCCUUGAACGUGGGGUAAAAUGCAAAAAGGCAAAUGGAAUCGUAUUAUUAAAUUGCUUUAAGUAAGCGCAGACUGAUCAAUGCCAAUGCCCGAGUUACUAGUAAUUCUUGAGAAUUUCUGAUAAAUAGACCGAAAGUCGCGUUUAUAGAACGAUAAAAUCAAGCGGUGAUAUGAAGGUCGAUGAUUUCAGCAUGUCGCGUUACAAAAUGUUACGGCAAACCGACAUUGUUAUGUAGUGGAGCAACUUCAUGAAAUCAAAUCAUUUAUGUGUGCGUCAGUCAUCGCUGUGAAAAAUGUUCCAUUUAAGUGCGAAUUAUUAACCGAUUUACGUAAAUCUGAGUGGUGACGAAAUUUAGAGAUAUUGUGGCAACAUAUUGCAGUCGGCAACAAAUAUGUUAUUGUCGCAUGAGCAUUUGAUACCAUUGUAACAGAUGCGCGGGUUACAUGACAGUAAAUACGAACAAGCAUAGAUCCGUUGUUUGUUUUAUGGCUUUAAUAAGAUUGCAAACAUCGGUUUAGAAUUUUGGUUUCGAUAACAUCGAUGAGCUAAUAACGAGCGAUUUGAAGAUAACAUGUUGUAGAGAUCCGACAUGCAUAAUUUACUGUAGAGAUCUGACAUACUUAAAGUACUCUAGAUAUACGACAUGUUUAAUGUUCUGUAGAGGUCCGACAUGAUUAAAGUUCUUUAGAGAACCGACAUGAUUUAUGUUCUGUAGAGAUACGACAUGAUUAAUUUUCUGUAGCGAUUCGAAAUUAUUAAUGUUCUGUAGAGAUCCGACAUGAUUAACGUUCUUUAGAGAUCCGACAUGAUUAAUGUUCUGUAGAGAUACGACAUGAUUAAUGUUCUUUAGAGAUCCGACAUUAUAAAUGUUCUGUAGAGAUCCGACAUGAUUACUGUUCUUUAGAGAUCCGACAUGAUUAAUGUUCUGUAGAGAUACGACAUGAUUAAUGUUCUUUAGAGAUCCGACGUGAUUAAUGUUCUUGAGAGAUCCGACAUGAUUAAUGUUCUGUAGAGAUCCGACAUGAUUAAUGUUCUGUAGAGAUAUGACAUGAUUAAUGUUCUGUAGACAUUUGACAUGAUUAAUGUUCUGGAGAGAUCUGACAUCAUUAAUGCUCUGUAGAGAUCCGACAUGAUUAAUGUUCUGUUAACACAAAGUAUAGGGGGAAAUGGUUUAUACGGGAGUGUUUAUUUGCCGGUUGAUUUAUUUCGUAAUAAUCACUCUUUUGAAACCCUUUGUCGAUUUAAACAUGUUUAAUAUCAUUGAUUUAAUUAACAAUUACCUAGUAUUGUCGACUAUAAUGAAAAUACCCUGUUACGUAAAUCAAAAUAUACAUUUUUUCGGAUAUUUCAUUUACUGAUUUAUUGGACACAAUUUAUUCAGUUAAUUUCAUUCUUGUAACGUCCAAGAUCACGAAUCAAACGUAAACGCUAUUACACGUACAUAUAAAUUGAUCAUCAUUUAGUAAUAUGGCAUAUAAUAUGAUUUUCUGGACUGUCAUAUUCGAAUUCUUAUGACUCAGCAUUUUUAUCACUGUGCACGCAUUCCGAAGUUUACAUACAAAUAUGACAUCAAUUUACGAAGCAUCGGUUAAUAUGGAUGAUUUUGAUGAAAUAACUUAAACGGGGCUUGUAUAGGUCCCUGCUAAAAAUGAUACGUGAGUGUUGCCGUCCAUUCGCAUAUCUAAUCGUUAACACAUAUCUCUUUCGGCUGUAUAAUUGUUCUUACAAAUGUGAUGCAAUCACUGUUUCUAAGACUGUUGGCGAAAGACAACACCGGUUUAAAGUGGUGUAUUCAGAAAUUUGUUCAAUUGUUACUACUUGUUUACUAUCGAGGUUACCAGUCGGGUGGUGUAUUCAGAAAUCUGUUCAAUUGUUACUACUUGUUUACUAUCGAGGUUACCAGUCGGGCGAUGGGCUCGCUAACGCGCACCGACCGGCGACCGUGCAGCAUCGAGACUCUAUAAUUGAUGCUAAAAAUCAAUGCCGACUUGAGUCUUAUAUGUAUCGUGUUGCUGGUCAUUUUACUGGAACUGUUAAAUGGAUGACACACAUAAUUUAUAAAUCAACUGUUAAGUGAGUGACCAACAGCAUUAUACUUGACCUGUUUCAAUGAUGACACCCAUACAUAUACUUGAAAGGUUUAGAAAAUGGCCCACAAAAUUAUACUUGAACUUUUACAUAAUUGGUACCACUCAUACUUUAACUGUUUAGUGAAUGGCAAACACAAGUAUACUUCAACUGUUAAGUGAAUUUGCACACAUGAUUAUACGUGAAAUGUUAAGUGAAUUUGCAAACAUAAUUUUACUUUAACUGUUAAGUCAAUGGCACACAUAAUUACACUUGAAGUGUUCAGUGAAUGGCCCACAUCAUUACACUUGAACUGCAAAGUGAAUGGCCCACAUCAUUACACUUGAACUGUUUAGUGAAUGGCUCACAUCAUUACGUUGAACUGUAUAGUGAAUGGCCCACAUCAUUACACUUGAACUGUUUAGUGAAUGGCCCACAUCAUUACACUUGAACUGUUUAGUGAAUGGCCCACAUCAUUACACUUGAACUGUAUAGUGAAUGGCCCACAUCAUUACACUUGAACUGUUUACUGAAUGGCUCACAUCAUUACACUUGAACUGUUCAGUGAAUGGCACACAUAAUUACACUUGAACUGUUCAGUGAAUGGCCCACAUCAUUACACUUGAACUGUUAAGUGAAUGGCCCACAUCAUUACACUUGAACUGUUCAGUGAAUGGCCCACAUCAUUACACUUGAACUGUUUAGUGACUGGCCCACAUCAUUACACUUGAACUGUUUAGUGAAUGGCUCACAUCAUUACACUUGAACUGUAUAGUGAAUGGCCCACAUCAUUACACUUGAACUGUUUAGUGAAUGGCUCACAUCAUUACACUUGAACUGUUUAGUGUAUUGCACACAUAAUUACACUUGAACUAUUCAGUGAAUGGCCAACAUCAUUACACUCGAACUGUUUAGUGACUGGCCCACAUCAUUACACUUGAACUGUUUAGUGAAUGGCACAAACACUUAUACUGUUUAGUAAAUGGCAAAUAUCAUUAUACUUGAACUGUUAAGUGAAUGGCACACAUGUGAAUGGCACACAUACUGAUACUUAAACUGUUUAGUAAAUCAUAAAAUGGCAUACAUCAUUAUACUUGGAAUAGGACCGCUUAGUAAUGUGGUAAAAAAUGAACUUAUAUAAACUCUAUAAGGAGAGAAAUUCGUGUAAAUCCCAACUGCUGUUUGUUGACAUUGAGUUCAAUGAAGGUCGAACUGUUGUUUCUGCUUAUCAGUUCUAUAUCAGAUUGAAAACUAUCAAGCCUAACCAUUACACAUAUAUUUGAGACAUAGAGAAUGAAGGAAAUUAUGUAAAAGCGAAGGUAUACGUUUUUCGUAUAUGUUUUACAUAUGUAUGCAUGGUACAUGAAAUUAAAGUAAGGAAACUAUAUUAACUAUAUAAUAAUUUCUCUUCUUUUUAUCUACACAUAUACUAACACAUUUUAAUACUAACGUAUGUUUUUCAGUUAACAAAUAUUAGGAAGAUGAAUACUUUUAACAUAAUAAUGAUUUUAAAAUACUUGGUUUUAGCGGAAUUCUAUCGUUUGGUACAUAACAUAAUAUCAUGUGAUGUGCUAUGUGGUUUAUUGUAAGAAAUCAAACAUAUCAUACAGCUGUAUUUGUAUUUUUGUAACUUGUUAUUUUUUAAGAAUUGCAUUUCCAAAUAUUCGUCAUGAUAUAUCGUUUUGUAGUAUAUUUAUAAACUGAGUUAUGUAUUGUCACAAAAAUGCAUAUUUAUUGAUUUUCAUAUUUUACGUUUUAUACUUUAUUUUACAACUAAUUUCACUAAUAAAGUGGUUCAAAAUUUGUAUUAAACAAUCGUUCAAAAGUAAUUUGUACUGAAACCUGUAGAAUUAUUUUAUGUUGGAGUUUGCUUUAGUGUCCUCAAUAACGACCAUAUUGCAUUAGAAUAAUUAUUAUAAAAUUGAUUUCAUUUGAUUUGUUACAGUGGAAAUAUAGAAAGAAACUUAUAAAUACUGACAGUUUUACUAUACAUAUUUUUUUUUAUAUAUGAUUGUAUAUUAUUUUUGACGAAUAUUAUUGUUAUUGUUUUCUGGAAUGAUUGUAUAUUAGAUAUUUAUAUAUUGUAUUUGCCUCUUGUCAUAAUGGAUAUAAAGUAUAAAAACAUGU